Molecule: messenger RNA, 1354 nt
Organism: Athene cunicularia (burrowing owl)
Lineage: Eukaryota; Metazoa; Chordata; Aves; Strigiformes; Strigidae
Gene: FGF1
Product: fibroblast growth factor 1
Exons: 3
Coding region: 228-692 (154 amino acids)
Biological process (GO): cell differentiation; regulation of cell migration; positive regulation of gene expression
Cellular component (GO): cytoplasm
Molecular function (GO): fibroblast growth factor receptor binding; growth factor activity
Source: RefSeq, a predicted model, not a curated record
CUCACCUCCCACGCCAGGGAGCAUCACCUCUGGGGCUGUGUCACUGCCGGAGCCAUCAGCCACGGCGUGAAUCACCUGCAGCCGCCCGGCUACCGGCCGGGACCACCGGGCUCCCUCCCCUCCCUUUAAAACCCGGCAGCAGCAGCGUGUGCCGAGCACUCGGCCGCACCAGCCCUGCCCUACAGCCCCGCAUCUCUUGCAGCCCGGCUGCCGGGAGAGGCUGAGAGAUGGCCGAGGGGGAGAUCUCCACCUUCACCGCCCUGACCGAAAGGUUCAACCUUCCCCUGGGGAACUACAAGAAACCCAAACUCCUGUACUGCAGCAACGGGGGCCACUUCCUACGGAUCCUCCCAGACGGCAAAGUGGACGGCACCAGGGACCGAAGCGACCAGCACAUUCAACUCCAGCUCAGCGCGGAAAGCGUGGGAGAGGUGUAUAUAAAGAGCACCCAGUCGGGGCAGUACCUGGCGAUGGACACCAACGGGCUGCUCUACGGCUCGUUACUGGGCGAGGAGUGCCUGUUCCUUGAAAGGAUCGAAGAAAACCAUUACAACACGUACGUCUCCAAAAAGCACGCGGAUAAGAACUGGUUUGUAGGUCUGAAGAAGAACGGGAACAGCAAGCUGGGGCCGCGGACUCACUAUGGCCAGAAGGCAAUCCUCUUCCUCCCGCUGCCCGUCUCGCCCGGCUAAGCCCAGAAGCUCAGAGAUGACCCCGAGCCCCAAACCCCAGCUGCUGCCGCCUCCUCCUCCCUCGCUCUCUCUCCUUUGGCUAGUACGACAGAGCCAAACGUUAGAGCUCCGAGCUUUAAGUAAAGGCUUUUCCAAAAAUAGACAAGGCAGAGCUCCUCCGCUCUGCCCGAGGCUUUGCAGAGAUGAGGGGAAAAAUCCCUGAGACCCCGCAAGGCCCGCCAGCACCCCCAGCUCCCCUGCCCGCUGCCGGCUCGGGCCGUGACCACGCUGCAGCUCCCGGGGACACGCAGGAACCUGCCCUGGGCCAGCACCCAGAAACAUGGCCAGAGGGCACCCCAAGGACACCCCAGUGACCAGAGAAACGCACGCUUUUACCAUCCCCGGCCGUUCUAAGGAAAAAUACUCUGUAUUAGCAUAUUUAUCCACCCAAGUAUGUAGCUCCUAAUAUGCCCUUCAAGCAAUUUCAGCCCCGUUACCAAGUGCCAGCCUGGCUCAGUGUUUGCCAAGAUCCUCGGCGGAUUAAGCUGAACCAGCAUCAGCCAAAACCUCCAAGCCCUAGACAUCCUAACCUCCCGUACAACGUGGAUAUUGCUAUAGCUCGUGCUAGUACCUGCCAUAUGUUAUUUGUAUUUAUUUAUUAAGUAAAUAUGUCUCUUCUACAA